This is a messenger RNA of Mucor velutinosus, 828 nucleotides long. RefSeq lists its product as uncharacterized. The transcript has 6 exons. NCBI's taxonomy places the organism in Eukaryota, Fungi, Mucoromycota, Mucoromycetes, Mucorales, Mucoraceae. The record is from RefSeq and is a predicted model, not a curated record. The coding region runs from base 1 to 828 and encodes 275 amino acids. Gene Ontology annotation, molecular function: oxidoreductase activity, acting on NAD(P)H; NADPH binding.
AUGGACAUUUUGCAAAGGGAGGAAAAGUACCCUGUUGCUAUCAAGGUUAGCCCUAUUCUUGGGGUGGAAGUGUCUGGUAUUGUUGAGAGCGUUGGCAAAGAUGUCAAAGGAUUCAAAGUUGGCGAGGCAGUAUUUGGUCUCAUGUCUGGAGGUGCCUAUGCAGAGUUUGCUGUUCUCCAAGAGGCUUUGACAAUGCACAAACCAGAUGCUCUUUCAUUUGAAGAAGCUGCUGCUAUCCCAGAAACAUGGUUCACCGCUUAUCAGGCACUGUUCUUGGUUGGUGAGAUGAAAAAGGGCCAUGAUGUUCUCAUCCACGCUGGUGCUUCUGGUGUAGGCACUGCUGCUAUUCAAUUGGCAAAAGAGGCUGGAGCCAUUGGUGCUACCAUGGCCAUCAAUUACAGAACGCAAGGCUGGUCUAAAGUUAUUCUGCAAAAAACAGAUAAUAAGGGUGUCGAUCUCUUGAUAGAUGUCAUCGGCAAGGACUACUGGAAGAAGAACAUGGAGGCUUUGGGAGUAGACGGUCAUAUGGUUUUCCUGGAUUUCAUGACAGGUAGCAACAUUGAGGAUUUUGACAUAUCAGUAUUGCCUCGCAAGAGAUUAAGAAUUGAAGGCUUUAAUCUUCGUGCUCGCUCUUUGGAGUAUCAACGUCGUCUACGUGAUGAGGCCUACCAACAUGCCGUGUUGAAUCAUUUUGCCAAACACGAUGGUGCCCUCAGAGUCAUUGUGGAUAAAGUAUUCAGCUGGGAGGACAUCAGCGAUGCCCACAGAUACCUUGAAAGCAAUCAAUCCAUGGGCAAGAUCGUCGUCAAGGUCACUAGCAAUCAGUAG